AUGAGUCUCUCUGUGCCAGCCCGGGAAGUAUGGAAAGAGCUGAAAACAAACCCUAUUGCCAAGUACGGUGUGGCUACUGCUGUGACAGCCAUCAGUCUGGUGCUCCUGAGGAAAUGGAUUGCAGGUGGAGUUUGCCGAAAUCAAAUACGCCUUGAUGGAAAAACAGUGGUGAUUACUGGAGCCAAUACUGGAAUUGGAAAGGAAACCGCCCGAGAUUUAGCUCUAAGAGGAGCACGUGUGGUGCUGGCUUGUCGAGACAUGAGGCGAGGUGAGAAAGCCGCAUCAGAGAUCCGAUGGUCAACGGGAAAUGGGAAUGUGGUGGUCCGACAGCUGGACCUUUCAUCGCUCAGAUCUGUGAGGGAGUUUGCAAGCAAACUCAGUGCCACUGAGGAUCGGCUCGACAUCCUCAUCAAUAACGCUGGUGUAAUGCUGUGUCCCAAGAUGCUGACAGAGGACGGAUUUGAGACUCAGCUGGGGGUCAACCAUUUAGGACACUUCCUUCUUACAGUGCUGCUCCUGGACAUGCUGAAAAGCUCUGCACCCAGUCGAGUUGUCAAUGUAUCCAGCAUCGCUCAUGUCGGGGGGAAGAUCAACUUUGAGGACCUCUUCUACAAUAAAACCCCAUACGACUCACUAGUGAGCUACAGACAGAGCAAGCUAGCCAACCUUUUAUUCUCAAGAGAACUCUCACGUCGAACUCGAGUCUUUGGGGUGUCUUCGUUUGCCCUGCACCCUGGGGUGAUCAGGACAGAGCUGGGGCGCUACGUGGAGACACGGCACCCGUUUCUGAGUGCCCUUCUCCAGGCACCUGCCUGGCUCCUGAUGAAGACGCCCAAACAAGGUGCACAGACCUCCAUCUACUGUGCGGUCACCGAGGGGUUGGAGGUGCACACCGGCUGCUACUUCAGUGACUGUAAACUGAAGGAACCUGCUCCAGAGGGAAAAGAUGACCUAGCUGCUAUGAGGCUUUGGGACAUCAGUGCCAAGUUGGUGGGCUACAAUGAAGAAGACUGA
Sardina pilchardus (European sardine) is the source of this 1014-nucleotide messenger RNA. It is a transcript of the gene crdh, whose product is annotated as retinol-DH_like_SDR_c domain-containing protein. Lineage: Eukaryota; Metazoa; Chordata; Actinopteri; Clupeiformes; Clupeidae. The record is from RefSeq and is a predicted model, not a curated record. The coding region runs from base 1 to 1014 and encodes 337 amino acids. The transcript has 7 exons.